CUGCGGGAAGACGUCGCUGCUGAUGGUCUUCGCUGCUGGGGCCUUCCCGGAGAGGUACACCCCCACAGUGUUUGAGCGGUACGCCAUCAGUCUGCAAGUGAAGGGCAAACCUGUUCGCCUCCAAAUCUGGGAUACAGCAGGACAAGAUGACUAUGACCGCCUACGGCCCCUCUUCUACCCUGAUGCCAGUGUCCUGCUGCUCUGCUUUGAUGUCACCAACCCAAACAGCUUCGACAACGUCUUUAACCGGUGGUACCCGGAGGUGACGCACUUCUGCAAAGGAGUGCCUAUCAUCGUCGUGGGCUGCAAGACUGACCUGCGCAAGGACAAGGCUCUGGUGAAUAAGCUGCGGAAAACGGGGUCAGAGCCUGUGACCUACCAAAGGGGCCUGGAGAUGGCGAGGUCCGUGGGUGCAGUGGUGUACCUUGAGUGCUCUGCUCGGCUGGAUGAGAACGUCCACGAGGUCUUCCAGGAGGCAGCUGAGGUGGCUCUCAGCAGCCCAAGUCGCAACUUCUGGCGGAGGAUUACCCAGAGUUUCUGCGUGGUGAUCUGACCAGCAUGGGGCUCUCACUGCCCCCUGACUGUCACACCAGCUUGGGAAGGAAUUGCGUGCUAACCUGCAGAAUUGGUUGGUCUGGACCCAGUCCCCAGGCUGGGCCUAUUGAACUGUACCUCCACGGAUGGACACCACCCCAGAGCCUGGGGACACUGAACUGAGGAAGCGGGGUUCCCAGGGAGAGCCCAAUCCUAGCCUGACAUCUGGAGUGGCCUCUGCAAACCUGGCCUGGUGCCACCUCUUGUGGCUGCUCCUGAGGCUGUACCUGCAGGACCUAGCAUUCUUAGGCCCAUGAAACCAGAACCCACACUCUGCCCCUGCCCCUACCCCUCCCCUUCCCCCUACUAGUUCCAGUGGUAAGUGUAACAAUUAAAAUGACAUCACUUGU
Molecule: messenger RNA, 944 nt
Organism: Ictidomys tridecemlineatus (thirteen-lined ground squirrel)
Lineage: Eukaryota; Metazoa; Chordata; Mammalia; Rodentia; Sciuridae
Gene: Rhod
Product: ras homolog family member D
Biological process (GO): small GTPase-mediated signal transduction
Molecular function (GO): GTP binding; GTPase activity
Source: RefSeq, a predicted model, not a curated record